AUGUCCGAGUCACACCAGCGUCAGCUGCUGUUGUUAGCUGAAGAUGUUGAUAAGUACAUGGAUAGUUUCUCCAGGUAGGUCCAGUAAAGUGUCACUCAAAAAAAUAAUGUGCCCUCAGCUUAUAUUUGUGUUAAACGAAGUUUGUGUACACUCAGUAUCAUAAACUGCCACUUAUAACCCCAUGCCUCCCCCCCUCUGGUUAUAGAUCCAUCUAUACCUGUAAAUAAAAAAUACAUCAAAUUGUAAGCCCCCUGGAUAUAAGAUCUCCUCUAGCUUGUAUUGAAAUGAAUUGAUUUAUUUUAGUUUAAAUGCUUAAUUAAAAUCCACCAAAUCCAAAACACAUUAUAAUCAGUACCACUGUAGAUUGAUUCGAAGCCUUUUUUGCAUUCCUGUUGUAAGCUUCCUCACAUAUGAGCCCCUCCAUUUAUAAACCCUCCUUAAACACCUUAUGACGACGUAUAAGCCCUGGGCUUUAUACAUGUUUAAGCGGUGGAAAUUGAUGCUGUAUGUAUCAUGUCACCCAUUAUCUAGCUUUUAUCUUUCAGAGAAUUUCAAGACGAAUUUCUGAAACUUCUUAAGAGACAGUUUGGUAUGUGACUGGUUAUUUUUAUUAACAUUACAAACAUGCAGGAAGUCUUAGAUUAGCCAAAGAUUAGGAUACAUUUAAUUUGACUUGAACAACACCAAAUUAAUAUAAUAGUUUUUGGCUAACCCUACUUACUGAAACGUUCAAGAUUUUCAUUAAUAAACAUUGACUAAGUCAUCUGAAGUUAACUUAAACUGGUCAUGUCGGUGUUUUGGCUUACUGUCAAUGUGUUGUUUUUCAGGUACUCGCAGGGUGCGUGCAAAUCAAGUUUAUCAGGAGUACAUCAGUGACAGACAUCACACUCAUAUGAAUUCAACACAGGUCAGUAUAAUUUGUUAAUUGCAUUAAUUAUUAAUAAGGCGUGCCUGGCAAAAACACCCCAAGUGACUACUGAUAAACUGCAAGACUCUCCUUUCAAUUACUUGUGUCGCAAAUGAGAAUUUGACAUUUGAUCUAGAUUCACGGAAGCCCUUUUUUAUUGCACCCAUCUGAUGGUCUACUCUAGACAUGAACACUGACUCUUAAUAAUGGCUCUAAUAUAUUUAUUAUUGUUCUUGCACAGUGGGAAACUCUAACUGACUUUGUGAAGUGGCUUGGAAAAGAAGGUAAUUAAUGGCGUGUUUUAAGUUUUUUUUAUAGGAACAGGGUUUGUGCAGGUCAUGGAAAAUGUGGAAAGUCAUGGAAUUUAAGAAUUUCAUUUUCCAGGCCUGGAAGGUCAUGGAAUUUAAUUAUCGGCCCUGGAAAGUCAUGGAAAAUCAAAGUUUUGUUUGGUAGACUAUAUUAGUCGCUGCAGAUGACAAUAUAAGCAAGGAUAACUGAUGCACGAUAGAGAGGAAUAAUUAGAGUAAUUUGUUUCUGUUGAACUGUUUAAGGUCAAAAAAUAUGCUAAAACAAGGAAAGUUUUGUAAAUUUUUGAAAAUGACAGCUAAAUGUAGGGUCAUGGAAAACUUAAAAAGGUCAUGGAAAAGGUCAUAGAAAGUCAUGGAAUAUUUGAAGAGCUCAAAAGAGUAUGAACCCUGAGGAAUGUAUAUGUACUGUCCCUGAGUGUCUUACUGCCUUUGUAUGCACAGGACAUUGCAAGGUGGAUGAGACAGAGAAGGGAUGGUUUAUAGCUUAUAUUGACAGAGAUCCUGAAACUAUUGAAAGACAAAAGGUAAAAAAAGUUGUGAUCAUGCAGCAUUAUUAAUUUUUGGUAGUUAAAGUUAUGUUUAAUAGACCUCAUUCACUAUACCUGCCAUCUUUGUGCACACACGUAUAAUUACUACUGAUGGGAUAAAAGCAGUGUCAUAUGGUAUUUUAGCAGGCAGACAAUAAUAAUUAUUAUUAUUAUCAUUCAAAGCAAAUUUUUCUUUCUUUUCAUUGGCCGAGAGCCCACCACGUGACCUGCAAAUAACUGCCUACAAAUAAUGGUCUCCUCAUGCGCAAUGCCGUCCAACUGUGUUUGGCUGCAAAUAAUAUUCUGCACAUGGGUAAAGGAAACCAUGUUUUUCUCCCUCUUGUGAUCACUCUUGCAUGAAAAUGGCAGAUCGCUUCGCCUCCAGAGGAUAUUCAUUAUAAAAACAAACUUGGUGAUUUAAUGAUAAAACAAUUAUUGAACUCGGUUUAUCACAAAAUGUCAUGAUUUGUCAGUGUCUCGCAGAUCAGUUAUUUGCCUCAGGUUUCGGCUUCAACAAAUAAUUGAUCUGCUCGCCACAGACAAAUCACAGUAUUUUGCUCAACCUCAUCCAAUAAUUGUUAAUUAUUGAUAAGGUAUUUAUUGUUGUAACAUGUUGGAGAGCUUUAUUCCAACAUUCUUUUAGAGUGCUUAUGUUUCCUUUCAGCUUAUCACACUGUCUAUGAACUUUUGCUUUGCCUUAAUGAAGAUAAAAUGAUUUUUUUUUAAAUCAGGCGGCUGCAGCAAAGGAAAAAAUGGAGAUGGAUGAUGAAGAAAGACAUGGUAAGAAAUUAUUUUUCUGAGUAAACUGAUGAAAAUUGUUUUUUAAUAUUGAUUUUUGUUGUUCUCAUUGAUAUUGAUUUGAUUGAGUGUUGUUGGUUUUCCUGUUGUUUUUCUUAAUAACCAUCUCAAGAUCUCUAAAAUUAGGGUCAUACAUGAACUUACAUUAUGAUCAAAUUUAUGCCAUAUUAUUAUAUUUUUUUGUAUUAGCCAAGCAACUUGAAAGGCAAAUUGAAAGGGAGAAAGCAAGAAAAGUCGAUGAGGUGAUGUUUUUCUUUAAUUUUUUGCUAUCUUGUCUAUUGUCUUUGCUAAAUUGUCCCAUUGUUCCUGUCUGCUGUUGUAGACACGGGCCUGUCAAUAUUCCCUUGCAGCUAGGGUUUUCCUCACUAUACUAGUAAAACCACUGUGGUAUCACUAUCACUAGUGUGACAUAUAGACUGUGUGGUGAGUAGUAAAAUGAAACUUUUUUUUUCUUUCCAGGCAGAGAGUGUUUUUACUGAGUUGAAACGUGAAAAUGAAGAGGAAAAAGGUUUGUAUUAAAAAAGGAAAUUCUUUUUUAUUAUUAUUUAUGCCACGAUCAGCAACAAAACUGUUUAAAAUAAAUCACUUUUGUCAAUAGCGUAUAGUUUGGUGAAAACAAUCUGAAACCCUCCCCCCACCCCUCAUUCACUUUUGAAUUGUUUUUUGUCUCGUACAAUUAGCUUGAGCAGCAGCUUAACAUUGCCGGGGGGGGGGAAGGGGGGUGGUGGGGAGGGAAGACUUGCUUUUUUCCCAUUUGAAGUGGAAAAGUCUGCAAAAUGCAAGAACAGCUAAGGAUCUAAUAUACAGUGUUUCAACUAAUUGUUAAUUUUGUUGCUGAUUGUGGAUGUAGAUAUGAAACCCAUUUUGACAUAAACCACUGCAUUGUAGGGGGAUAUAGGAAUGUUUUUCUAUUAUUAGUAAAAUAAAACAAAUUAAAAUUAAUAAAGAAAAUGAUAUUAAACAUGCAAAAAUUGUUAUACUCUUUCUAGUAACCUUUGCUAUGCCAGCUGGUAAAAAGAAAGAACCUUUACCAGGACCUAGCAGGUGUGUGUAAAUAGUAUUAUUAUUAAAGCUGUUUUUGUUAAUGCUCAUCCAUGCCAAUUAUUAUUAAUUGAUUUCAAAAAUAAAUGUGAAUAUUUGAGAUGAAUCACAAAUAAUUUGUACAUGACACUUUAAAAGUAAUCUUAGCCUGAGAAAACGGCCAACAUUUUGCAACUCCACCACUAGUUUCCCCACAAAAUGACUUCUGAGGAAAGACUGCAGAAAUUCCAUACUGAUGAUGUGUCAAGGCUAUGUACCAGAUCUGCACGUGCUUCCUGAUUGGUUGAAAAUUUGCUUCAACUAUUCAGGAGCACUACCCAGAUCUGCUGUGGCACAUCCCAAUCAUCAGUAUGGAAUUUCUAUGCUCAUUCCUCAGAUAUCAUUUCAAGGGGUUACACUACUGGUGGCAUCAUGAAAUGUUAUCUCAAAGAAGUUGACAAUGAUGCAAUGUUAUUGUGCAACUCCAUCCACUUUAGACUUAAAACCCUUUUUGGAACAUCAAUCAAGGACUGAUGCCCUAAAGCUACACCCUAACCAAUACUACCCCCCUUUUUUGCCAUGAAGACCAUGAUAAUCUUUAUGGGGGUCUAUCCCAUGACUCACACCCUGCCACUCAUAGCACCUGCUCACUCUUCUUUCCUCGUUUUAAUUUCUUCCUUUCAAAACCAUCUAAGGAAAUUAUGCUGCAAAAGAUCUACUAGGGUUGGUCACCUUUUCAGAAGAGAAAACUUGGGUAGCAAGUAUGGUUUAUUCUUGGCUGCAAUAUUGCAGGAUUUUCAUGACUUAAAUAGUAAUGCCAGCGAAGAAAUAUGUUUUUUUUGUAAUACAGUUUUAGUGUAAGGCCCAUGCAUCCCUCAUUACNAAGAUCUGCUAGGGUUGGUCACCUUUUCAGAAGAGAAAACUUGGGUAGCAAGUAUGGUUUAUUCUUGGCUGCAAUAUUGCAGGAUUUUCAUGACUUAAAUAGUAAUGCCAGCGAAGAAAUAUGUUUUUUUUGUAAUACAGUUUUAGUGUAAGGCCCAUGCAUCCCUCAUUACCCAAUUCCUAUGAUAAACCAUGGGAAAUGUUUACUGAUUAUCCAUAGUACUUUCCAAUGUUAUUUUCCUGAAGUUCUGAUGCAAAAAAAUGACUACAAUGAGAUAAACAGUUGACAAACAGAUUUUCAAACUUUCCUUUUGGUUAAAUUUCAGAAUAGAUGAGUCAAAUCCUUCAUCUCUACAGAAUCCCUUAGCCUCUCUAAGCUCUUCGCAAAAGGAGAAGAAAAUGGAUAAAGAGAAAACAAAAGAAAGGUACCUAGUAUUCACUCCCUUUUUCUUUCACUAGUCAAUUCUUGCCAAUUCUCAAAUUUCAUUCCAUAAUGUUGAAAAACAAAAUAAAGUAUUAGUAAGUGGAAAAAUUUCCCAUUCAGAGAUGCAUGAUUGCUCUACUAUAAUUCUUUCUGCAGUUUAAAACGAAAAUCAGCUUUGGAAGAAAUCAUGGAAGUGAGUGUUUUUGUUUGGUUGUUCAUUUGACUUUUGAUUUGCUAUUACUAUACAGUAACUUCCUUUUAGUCAUUACGAACAGGAAUGCCACUGAUAUUUUACAUUAAUAAAACAACCUUUCUUUCAAGCACUCUUUUUCGUCAUAAUAGUAAUAAUAAUAAUAAUAAUAAUAAUAAUAAUAAUAAGUAAUGGUAACAAGACUGAGUGGAGUCUAAUUUGGUCUGUAAUCAUACGAGUGAUUAACAAAAUCGGACGACUGCAUAGCCGGAGUCCGAUUUGUUUAAUCACAAGUAUGAUUACAGACUGAAUUGGACGACACAAAGUUCUGUUACCAAUAAUAUUAAUCAUGACUUUUACAAAAUUUGGGAUAAUAUCACAAAUUUUGUAAAAGUUAUGAUUAUAUUAGGCUCUUUUUUUAAUCAAAAGACAAGAAAUUCCGAGAUUUUUUUUGCUAGCAGUGAAAAAAAAAAAACCAUUUAAGUGCGCGCGUGAUGGCGUGUACUGUCCAAUUACUUAAGCAUGACAUGUACUGUCCUAUUUAACUGUCCUAUUAAGGCUGAAAUCAGGGCAGUUGAUAGCCAAUCAGAUUUAAGAAUUUUGUUAUAGUUUAUAUGAUUAUAAUAAUAAUAUCACAGUUUUUGUUUUCUCGACAGAUGCAAGAACAGGAAAAGAUGAAAGCCAGCCGCAAAAGUAAUUGGAUAGCAAAGGUACCCUAGAGAAUCAAUUCCCCCCCGUCCCCCACCUUCCCCUCCCUUGGGAAUUUUAAGGUAGAAAUUUCUUUCCAACAGAUUAAGAUUGCAAACUAUUUAUGCUGUUUCCAAAUUGUUUUUUGCAGACUUCCAAAUGCAUUAAUUUUUUCCAUGUCCGAUGUCAUUAUUUUCCAGUACACUUGAGUUUGAUUUUAUUAUGCAUCAUCUGAAUCUGAACCACUUAGGAUAUUUUGUUUUAAUUAAGUGCCUUCUUGGCUGUUAUUCCUUCCUUUACAGGGACUUAUAGUCAAAGUUGUCACCAAAAAACUUGGUGAUAAAUACUACAAAAAGAAAGGAACAGUCAAGGUAUGUGUUUGGUUUAAAAAGAAACACAUGUACAUGUAGAUGAAAUAAAACAAGGCCACAAUUUUCCUUCUCAUCCCACUUCAUUAAGUCACUACAGUGAAGAUCCCCCAUCCCAUUCCACACCCAAAUGCAAAUACCCAAUCUCGCACUCACUUUUGUUUGUUAGAUUCCUGAAUCUUGGGUUCCAAGAAGGAGAUCCGCAGAAACCUUUUUGGGGCUCCUACUUCAUACGGAUUGUUGUCCAUAAAAAGAAAUAAAUAAAAAUCACUUUCUGAGGACAGGACAGAAUUAAUUAAUGUCGUGUAUUAUUAUGUUUUGGUUUUUUAAUCGCAGGAUAUUCAGAACUUAUUCGUCGCUGUUUUAAAGAUGUCAGAUAGUGGAGAUGUGAUUAAAGUUGAUCAGGAUCACCUGGAAACAGUUAUCCCAGCUUUUGGUAAGUGUGAAUCAUAAUACACUAGUGUAGCAUUAAAAAAACAAGCUGACAUUUUGCGAAUGACUCCAGAAAUUCAAUAUUGAUGUUGUGUCACUAUUAAACCAGAUCUGGGUAGUACAGUGUACUUCUGACUGGUUAAAGCAAAUUUCCCAUGUGGCACGACCAAUCAGAAGCACUACCCAGAAUCAGAUUUGGGAAAUGACACAUCGUCAGUAUGGGAUUUCCACACUCAUCCCUCAGAUGUCAUUUUGCAGGGAAAUUAUUGGUCAUGACAUUGCAAAAUGGCGGCUGUUUUCUCAGGCUUAAUAUAGUGCUCUACUUUUAAGAGCCUAGACUGGUUCACUAUGAAAAAAUCAUUUUGAUUGCUGUCCUAGAAUUCUCCAAGGUUUGCACAAAACCUGCUUUUACUGGGAUUAUCUUGCUUUGAUUUUAAAGGAGAGGAGUCAGGCUACAGCUAGAGUGGUAGUGAAAUUUUCAAUGUUAUUUCUGGUCCAUUAUACAAUGUAGAUUCACUCCAAGACAGCUUAUUAGUCAGCACAGGUCAAAGAGUAACUUGAGUCACAAUUUUCUUCAAAUAUCAGCAAACUAUGCUUUAAAGGAUGUACUGUAAGAAUGUAUACCAAUUUAUUUUUCUGUGAAAUCUCUAGAGAAGCAAAUUGUCACAACUUGUAAUGGAGUGCUUACUAGCAAAACUUGUUAAUGGAUUUUCAGGUAAAACUGUACUGAUUGUAAAUGGCAUCCACAGAGGAUCAAAAGCAUCACUUGUAUCACUGAAUGAAAAAAGCUUUUCAGUUACAGUGGAUCUUAAAGAUGUAAGUCAGAUUUGUCUCCUUUUAACAGGACUUCCCUUCCUUGCAAGUUAAAAUGAUGAAAUUACGCUUUCCUCAUGUCAUCUUGGCCUGCAAAGAGUGGAGGAGAGGAGAGGAAAAUUGCUGUGUGAUAAUACAAGGCCUCUUGCCUGCCCCUUACCUGAUUUCCCUUUCCUUGUCUCCUACACAGCAGACUGUUUAGCUAAUCACAGUCAAAGGUGCUACAAAGAUCAAGUUGUUUUGAUCACUGACAUUUAAUUCAAAUAAAUGUUAUAAAACCUUGAAGAAUCCCCUUAGAUAAAUCUUAUGUUCCAACCCAAUAUGGGAUAAUGUUUCAUAAAAUGAACACUCUGACUAUAAUAAUUUUUUUUUAUUUUAAUAUUAUUAAGUUUCAUCACCCAGGUUAAAUAUGGUGGGGGUAAUUGACUCAUCUCUAUUUUGUACUCCACAUUUCUCUUCCUUUGAAGUGGCUAGACUGGAUUCAAGACUAGACUGCUUCCCUCCGCUCCCCCACUCCCCCACCCCCUCCCGUACCUUUGAAUUUUAUUUUCCUUUGUUUUUGGAUGUAGUGAUGAGUCUGAAACAAGAGACAAUAAAAUUGAACCAGGACCAGAACAGCAAUGCUAUAAACUGAGUGUUGAAUUCACUACUGGUAGUAAUAAUUACACAGUGCGUUUUGUUAUUGUGUUUCCUCAGGGACCUCACAGGGGCAAGAGAAUUGAUAGAAUUCCUUAUGACGACAUCUGCAAAUUGGAUACGUGA
Messenger RNA from Porites evermanni, 8118 nucleotides. Lineage: Eukaryota; Metazoa; Cnidaria; Anthozoa; Scleractinia; Poritidae. The record is from the annotation of a GenBank genome assembly.